Exophiala mesophila is the source of this 4440-nucleotide messenger RNA. RefSeq lists its product as uncharacterized. The record is from RefSeq and is a predicted model, not a curated record. Bases 414 to 3932 code for a protein of 1172 amino acids. The transcript has 5 exons. Lineage: Eukaryota; Fungi; Ascomycota; Eurotiomycetes; Chaetothyriales; Herpotrichiellaceae.
CAACUUUCGUCAACUUUAGACGAUGGGACCCGUUUGGGAUGCUGGGGGAUCCCAACCCGGCCCCUUUCUAAUGCGCUCGAACUGCUCAGUCGUGCGCCUCCUGCGCUACAGUACUCUCUUGCACGCGUGGCAAUGAUGGAUCUCCGCCCACUUCGUUCGAACGCCUGGCGGAAAGCCGGCCUUGCGUUGGUCCUCUGGGACAUAAGUACGCCGCCCUUCGCUCACUGCAUGCUCCCCCUUCCACUUGGUAGUUGAGGCUGGAAACUUUGCCAGAACGUGGUUUGCAGCCGUCACUACAGCGUUCACGCCCUGUGUAUUUCUCGUUUCAGGCUCUCAUCGACUGUCCUUCUUCCUAAGCGUGUUUUCCCCCAACGAGUUUCCCUCUCCUCUCGGCUGUACUACUUUUGUGCUCGAUGGCGAAAGGUCGGAAGGGCUUCUUCGACCGAGCAGAACAACGGGGUUCGGAGUUGGACAAGACGGGGAUCGAUGGCAAACCUGUCCAUAAGUCUCUUGAAGAUGGAACAAAGAGACGAUACAAAGAUGCUACGAACAUAUGGGCUGACUAUUGUACCAAAAGCCACAAAGACCCCGUUAAAGAUGCUUACGAUCUGAAAACGCUCAAACACUUUACCAAGGGAAUCGUCUGGGGCCUCGAUGGCUGUGAGGGAGAAAAUGAUCUACCCUCGGCAAAAUCCGCCAGACAAGUGUGGAAAGACUUUACGGCCCAGUUCCGCCGACAGAAUGACCCCAUUCCUCGCAAUACGACGCUCUCUGUUACGAACUGGAUCAAAGAGCAAAUUAAAAAACGUGGUCUGCCUGCUUCGAAGCGCCCUCGCCGUUACGCGUCGGAUAACCACUUGGUUCAUCUAGGGACCCAGCUCUGGGAGCGCGAUUGGUUUGAAUAUAAGCGUCCUGGGAUCCGGGUAUCGACAUGGUCUGAGACUCUCGAUUACGGCUUUACCUCUGCACGGGUGGGGGAGUAUCUCGAGUCAACUGCCCGUGCCAAUUCCGGGCGUGGACUGUACCAUCGGGUGAGUGGUUCUGGAUCGCGUUUUGACAUCUCGUGCCCCGUCCCCUCUGGCAGGAUUUGCAAUAUCUUAACCAUGACACAUACUCAGGACAUUAUCUUCAUCGUCUUCCGGAACGAGCAUGGAAAGCCCGAGUUCGCUGCCCAGCUUACGCGGGACGCAAAGGGCAUGACGUGGACACCGGACAAAAGGCCAGAACAGGCGAUCCACGAAGGCUCGGAGCUACGACCUUUCCUCUUGAACCCAAUUCUCCCCAAACUGGCAAUGUGUCUGGCGCGAGGUGCCUUUCGAGACUAUAAAACGAUAGACGACGUCUUCAAUAUUCCGGCACCACCCGAAAAGGAAGCCUAUCAACUUUUCUGGGAACCCAGCAUUUGCGACUGUCCUUUCUAUGAAGGCGCUACAACCGAGAUUGAGAAGGCAAACUCGUAUAGCACGCGACUGAACGAUUUAGGUCGUCGUGCGGACUAUGUAAAGCCGCCCACGAUCCAUGACUUUCGAGCUGAAGGGCUUCAUCUCAUCGAUUCGCUUUAUUCAACAGCACAGAGAAUGGGCCACGGUGGCCAAUGGAACGAACGCACUCACCGCCAGCACUAUCAGCCUAAUAACCCCGGCACCGAUGGCCAAGAUGCGUAUCUCAGAGGGAAGAUUCGGACCAUUGUAGCUGACCUCUUUCGUGGUAUGACGGUAGCUCGCAACCCUAAUCUCUUUCACUGUCUACCGGCGGAGAAGAAGGCGGAGUUGGAAGCGAGCCCCGAAUUUACCUCGAUGGACAGCGAACUCAAACUCCUGAAAACGCAGCCUCCGUCACAGGACCGCGACCGGCGCCGCCGUGAGAUCUACAGGGACAGGCAGAAAAUGAGAAAAAAGGGACUUCGUCACGCGCAGAAGGCUCAACCAUGUGAACGACCCUGGGAAGCCAGGGCUGAAAUCCGAUCCAUCGGGGGCUACCGCUCCCGCUUCCAGCGUAUCCGCCACCUGAUGCCCGAACGAAACCGCUUGGCGAAGAGCAUGUUCGAGGUUGGUUGUCUGAGAAGCUCCGAAGGCCGUCAGGUCCUUCAAGACAUGAUCGCCCUCUACAAACAGGAGAAGGAGGUGACCGUCAGACUGGGGUUGGAGCCGGACAAGUGUCAUUGCCACCCAACUGAGCUGAGCGUGGAGCCAGCUAAGUCUGUCACCUCCAAGAAACCUGGCCCGCACAAGGGGUUUCGACGUUGGCCAAGUAAAGCUGGCUUGGGGGUGGCUUUGUCUUCUACUCCAAAUUCGACCACACCGAGCUGGAAGCACAUCUAUACGUGUCACAAGCAAUACCUUUCGGAAACGAACGGCUUUGCCGAGUUGUGCUCUCUCUGCAACCGCUGGAUCGUCGGAUUGGAUGCAUGGGAACAGCAUUGUCAAAGCCACCUCGUCGCGCCUCAGACAAUCCCCAUCCAAUGUGACCCGCUCAUUUAUGGCGGUACCCUGGGCGCUUUCGGUUAUUGCCCGAUCUGCCUAGGCAACACGGAGCUGUUGGCGAGAGAUCGAAUGCAACAAUUUACAAGACUGGAUUAUUGGAUGUCUCAUGUGACCAAAUGCACCGAAGAGCUGGAUCGGAGAAGCGCAGCAGGUUGCUCAAUUCCUUGGUGUGAUAUCCCAUGCGAGAAUGCAUUGAGUCGGCGAUAUCACCUCCAGGAUGUCCACUGCGCACAGUUCAACAAGGGGCUCAAGCGAUCGGCUCAGGAUGUGACAGCAGAAGAUGUCGACGAAAUACCUUCUUCUAAACGCGGCCGUAAGACUCUCAAUAACAAACUCACCACUGGCCCUGUCGACUCUUCGAUCUCUACCGAGAAAUAUCAAUUUAUCGAUGAGACACCAGAAACAACCAAUCCGCCAAACUCGACUGCAGUCCAAUCGCGCGCAAUAGGAAAGCUACGAAAGAAGCAGAGCUCUGCUAAGCAGCCCAAUUCCCUCGUUCCCACUGUGGUCUCUCCGCCGCCCCUUGCCAACUGUCCGACAGAUGUCAAAGCUGGUAUUGCGCUGCCAAUGAUGUCAAAUAAGAUCUUUUCCGAGGUCGUUGCAACUCCUGUGGAGUCAGCUCCCAUCAAGCCGGUAAGACCCGUGUCCAGCUCGCCGACCCUCCCGCAUUCAAAGGACACCGAAGUCACUCGAGAUUCCUCUGAAGAGUUUGACGCAGUUACGCUGCGAACACUCAUAUCGCCCAGGAUUGAGAGUUGGACACCACACUCUGACCUUUGCACUGGAAUGGCUCAAGAAUUCUCGGGCGACCCUUCUCUAGAGACCCGCUCUGCAAUAAGCCAGUGGCUAGACCGCAGGCCAAGAAAUCUUCCGCCCAUCGGAGCAAACAGAGAAGACGACCGGACAGCAAGGGAUGCUCUGGCGCUCACUGGCGAUGGCGAUAAAUCUGCCGACCUCGAUUCUGAUUUAUUCCCAUACUGUUGCACAACCCCCAAUGACGCGAUCGGCUCCCUCGAGCCGGACGACGUCGAUAUCGACGCCGUUUUCAAUCAGUAUUUAUGCUCGCCUUCACCCUCACCCCCGCCCACUUCUUCACCGGACGACAUGACCAGCGAAUUGAGCGGAGCAACGUUGUGCGAUGCCAGACGUGAUCCGUCCCGUAGUUACUCGGAGUUAUAUACGAGGACAUCGAAGAGCCCGGCUCCGGAAAUGUCGCCAGAGAGUGAGAUAGCUCGAGAUCGAGACGACCCUUGCCACUCGGCGAAUCGGACCUGCAUCCAUCUGCGAGUCGGCCAGCCUAAAAUUACACUUCGCCUUCGACUCCAGGGCAGAUGCCAACCAAGAAAGAAGAAGAGUAAGGGACGAUCAGGGAAAGAGGGGGGCAAUCCAGGGACUGAGAGAGAAGGGGAGAAAAGGAAGGGGAGGCAGACCCGUCAGAUCUGCCGGUAAGAGGAAUGUUCAUGGCGGGUAAGAUCAUCCGCUGUCGGUGUGGUAUGGGACCAAACCAGGACGCUGAUCAUGUCAUGAAUGGCGGGUUUUGGAAGGUCUGCUGUGGCCCUACCGCAUACAGUAUACAGUGGUUCCCGAAACCGCCCUCCCUUUUGCUAACACAUUGCAACUCUCUCCCCCCCAAAAGCUGAGGAUAGAGCUGGGUCACGCUUUCCCAAUCUGACAUAGUUCGACUACCUAACUACGAAUCAUCAACGAGUGGAUUUUACUAUGGUAUUUCCAAUACCGUACGGUCCUGGUAAUAAAUUAAUAGCAUAAGGUGUAGGUUUCGCAGCACUAAAGCGCAAAACCCUUAGUCACCUAUGAGUGACCUUGAACGAGUUUUGCCGCGGCGUUGAGAUCUCUGAGUGUCAUCUGUUCGAGUUUGAUUAUGAGGACGGGUAUCCCCUUGGUUGGGUUUAGACCAGCCUUGCAGGCAGGACAGACAACGGGUUAGGCGAGUUUGAAU